Messenger RNA from Dentiscutata erythropus, 458 nucleotides. The record is from the annotation of a GenBank genome assembly. Lineage: Eukaryota; Fungi; Glomeromycota; Glomeromycetes; Diversisporales; Gigasporaceae.
AUGUCUAAAGAGAAAAUAGAUCUUGAAAACUUGGACCUUAAACGUACUUAUACUUUUGAAGAGUUUGAGUGGAUUAAUAAACAGCCUAAAAAAAAUCCAAUCGAAAUUGAUGGGCAACCCGUAGACCUCUUUGAAUUCAAAGAUAAUAAACUUGUACCAAUGCCGCAGACUCCUAUAAAAUUUGAAACUGUUGUUUGUGAAAUUGGAGCACAACUGAGGAAUUGGAAUGUCAUGACUGGUCAAAAUGGUAUUAUAACCUUCUCUCAAGGAGGAUUAAUUUUAACGUUGGGUGAACCAUUUUCCCCAAUUUUCGUUGUUGAAGUCGCAAACAUUGCAAAAAAAUCAGAUCCAGAAUAUAAAGAAGUUUAUAUAUACAGGAAGGGACAGAAUCAGUACCUUCAUAGAUGGAAAGACGUUGAUGAGGAUGAAAUUCUGUCUGAAUUUACAUUGGAUGUUGA